GACAAAUCCAAACCCUUGUUGAUCAUUGCGAUCUUCUUCUCUCUGCAAAGUGUGGCAUGAUGUAUCACGAAAUCUCUAGUUCGGGUGAAUCUGAUUGUGAAAGCUAUGGUUACACCGAUCAUAUAGUCAUAGAUGAUGAUUAUGCGAUUAUUGAUGGAGCUUUUCAGGGUGAAAAAUACGGCGGCGUCACGGAGAUCCAUGAUGAUGAUGAUGAUGAUGAUGAUCAGGAUAUGGUUGAUGAAGAAUUAAGUGAGGGUUUUGCUAAAUCCCCUGAAUUCCUCCUCCAGGAGGAAAACCCUGAACAAGAGAUCAUCAUGGAGAAAAAAACCCUUGUUCGUAGUGAUGAUGCGGUCAAAGCUUCUCCCUUUUCGAGGGCGAAGAAGUUUGAGGGUUUCUCCCGCUAUCUGAUCCUGGCUACUCUGUGGAUCAUGUAUUUUGCUCAGUUCUCUGCCAUGAUUAACCACUAUUACGACAACAACAGGGAACUGGUGAUUCUCCCCAAAUUCUCGGUCGAAUCCGUCUCGGUUUUCCCCAUCCGGCACGACCCCAUUUCCGGCACCAUCACGGCGAAUUGGAACAUGAUUCUCAACGUGACAAACCCUUCUGGUGAUCACGAAUUGGAUUACGCUAACCUAACGGCCGAGAUUUUUUUCGGAAAGAAGAAUAAGAUUAAUCCUGUUGGACUACUGAACAAGUUUUUCAUCCAGCCCUGGUGGAUGCCCUUUUCCAGUUCCAUCCCCAUCUGGAAGACGGAUUUCCCUGAUUCCGGCCUGGCAGAAUCCCGCCAGGAGCUUGUCAAGGUAACUUUUCCUUCUUCUCCUGUUAGUAUUGACAAUGCUACCGCUGCUGCUUUGGUUAAGGACAUCAAAUCAGGCGUUUCCUCGGGUUUCUCCGUUCGCCUGAGUGGUGAUGUGCUGGCGCCUACUCCUGGAACCUUCACUGCCAAUUGCCCUCUCAACAUGGCUUUCUUAGAGACUGUUGGUGUGAUGGCUUCCCCGUCCAACGAAGCAUGCAAGGUUUCCAGGGACAAAUCCGAAGGAAGCAAGCUUUCCGGGGCCAAAUACGAAAGCUUGACUAUGGCUGGUAUUGCUAUUCUCCAUUUUGCACAUUUCUACUUAUCAGCCAAAGAUGUAGACCGAAGGAGCAGGGGGAAAUCUGCAGUUUCUCAUGCAAAACAGCUUUGAUUUUUCGUUAUUGGUAUUAUAUCAUAUCUAGACUUGAGUACAUUAUGUUACUGUUUGUAAGGAUUUGAUUGUUGCUUUUGGAUUUGCUUCUGAUCAGGUGAAUGUUUUUUUCUUUUCUUUUUUCUUUUUGCGUUUUCUAC
Messenger RNA from Oldenlandia corymbosa var. corymbosa, 1324 nucleotides. The record is from the annotation of a GenBank genome assembly. NCBI's taxonomy places the organism in Eukaryota, Viridiplantae, Streptophyta, Magnoliopsida, Gentianales, Rubiaceae.